Racocetra persica is the source of this 464-nucleotide messenger RNA. Lineage: Eukaryota; Fungi; Glomeromycota; Glomeromycetes; Diversisporales; Gigasporaceae. The record is from the annotation of a GenBank genome assembly.
UAGACAGCAUUCUCACUCCUGAGGACAUGGAAGCUAAAACAGUAAUCACAUUAUCCCCACAAAGCAUAAGGAAAGAAGAAUUUCAAGAGUUUGAUAAAGAUGAUUCGAACGAAUGCACUAUUAUCACAGAGAAAUACACUGUAAAACAUCAACCAAAGGUUGAAUACAUUUUAAAACCAGAGGAACUUUCAAGUCAAGAAGGAAACAAGGUUAUCCUGCCUGCAAAAGCUAACUUCGGUGUAGCAGAUUUAUUUAUCACACCGCAAGAUAUUUUUCAAGUAACUGUAUCACAACACCAUCCCAUCAAGCAAACCGAGCUUGUAAACCUAGUCAAAAAUCUGCCAGCACAUAUAAAAGAUACGGAUGCGAAGAUUCAGUUUUACUUUAUUGUUCCUAAUGAUAUCUAUGACACUUUUAAGUACCAAUAUAUUGUAAUGCAUGACAAUGAUACAAGUACAUUCUGA